This is a messenger RNA of Phragmites australis (common reed), 2822 nucleotides long. Its product is annotated as histone-lysine N-methyltransferase, H3 lysine-9 specific SUVH1-like. Gene Ontology annotation, molecular function: protein binding; histone methyltransferase activity; zinc ion binding. Bases 163 to 2205 code for a protein of 680 amino acids. The transcript is spliced from 3 exons. The record is from RefSeq and is a predicted model, not a curated record. Gene Ontology annotation, cellular component: nucleus. NCBI's taxonomy places the organism in Eukaryota, Viridiplantae, Streptophyta, Magnoliopsida, Poales, Poaceae.
UAGCCUAUUUAUAUCCGAGCUCGGCGGCGCUCUGUCUCGGCUUGUGCCUUCUUCUACCUUCCGUACGCCGCCCAUUCAACGGCCGGCGCUCUCGGUCUCGUUUUCUGCCUUCCGCACGUCAGCACGAGCCGCCCAUCCCAACGGAAUUUUCAUACAUUUGAGAUGUACAGGGCUUCAAAUUUCUUACCUGAUCCUAAUCAGGAGCUCCUGGAUGCCAAGCCAUUGAGGUCUUUAGCUCCUAUGUUCCCUGCACCCAUGGGAGUCAAUGUUAAUCAGUUAAGCACGCCGCCAUUGGUCUGUGUCACUCCGGUUGGCCAAUUUCCUACAGGGUUCGGUGCUGGGAACCUUCCUGCCUUUGGAUCAAUCACCACUUUCAGUGCCACUGCGAAUGGUGUUUCCUAUGCAGGCACCAGUGCUAAUGGGCCCAUUGAUGCCACCCCUAUCUCCGCGUACAAGACGAGAUCAAGCAUUAUAUCACUUGAUUGUGAUGAUGAACCUUACUCGGGUAACCAAACUUCGGCAUCUGGACGGAAGACUAGGCGAGGCCGUCCUCCCGGUUCUGCUGCUGAUGGCUCAAAUGGAGUUAAGUUAAAGCGCCCAAAGCCCACAUACAAGAAUUUUGUUGCUGGCAAGGAACUUGCCUUUCUGCCAUCUUCGUCCACUGAUCCCAGGGAGAUUGUGGAAGCAGUUCACAUGACCUUUGAGGCACUCAGACGGAGACAUCUGCAGUUGGAUGAAACACAAGAGGCGAGCAGACGUGCAGACCUGAAGGCUGGUGCCAUCAUGAUGGCCAGUAAUAUCAGGGCCAAUUCGGGAAAGAGGGUAGGAACUGUCCCUGGAGUUGAAAUAGGGGAUAUUUUCUAUUUCAGGAUGGAGCUGUGUGUCAUUGGGUUGCAUGCACCUAGCAUGGGUGGCAUUGAUUACAUGACUACGAAAUUUGAAAAUGACGACGAUUCUGUAGCGAUAUGUAUCGUCUCUGCCGGCGGUUAUGAGAAUGAGGAUGAUGACACAGAUGUGCUGGUGUACAGUGGUCAAGGGGGAAAUAGUAGGAAUACUGAGGAGAGGCAUGACCAGAAGCUUGAGAGGGGUAACCUUGCUCUUGAGAGGAGUCUGCACAGGAAGAAUGAGAUAAGGGUUGUACGGGGCUUCAAGGAUCCAUUUUGCAUAACUGGGAAAGUCUACAUAUAUGAUGGCCUCUACAAGAUUCAUGAGUCCUGGAAGGAGAGGACAAGGUCUGGUAUCAAUUGCUUCAAGUACAAGCUGCUGCGUGAACCUGGACAGCCUGACGGAGCUGCAAUAUGGAAGAUGACUCAGAGAUGGAUAGCUAAUCCAGCUACCAGAGGCAGUGUUAUACUAGCUGAUCUAUCAUCUGGGGCUGAAAUUGUGCCAGUUUGUCUUGUCAAUGAGGUAAACCAUGAGAAAGGACCUGGACAAUUCACUUAUACUAAUCAGGUUAAAUAUUUGAGGCCCCUCAGUUCUAUGAAACCGUUGCAGGGCUGUGGAUGCCAGAGUGUUUGCUUACCUGGUGAUGCCAGUUGUGCUUGUGGACAACAUAAUGGAGGCGACUUACCUUAUAGCUCAUCAGGAUUGUUGGUAUGCCGUAAAUCAAUAAUAUAUGAAUGUAGUGAAUCUUGCCAUUGUUCUUCAAAUUGCCGGAACAGAGUGACCCAAAAAGGGCCCAGGUUGCAUUUUGAGGUCUUCAUGACCACAAAUCGAGGCUGGGGUCUUCGCUGCUGGGAGCCUAUUCGUGCCGGUGCAUUUAUAUGUGAGUAUACCGGUGAGGUCAUUGAUGAGCUCAAAGUUAAUUUGGAUGAUAGUGAAGAUGAUUACAUUUUUCAGACUGUAUGUCCUGGUGAGAAGACUUUGAAAUGGAACUAUGGGCCUGAACUAAUAGGUGAGGAGAGCACAUAUGUUUUGGCUGAUGAAUUUGAGCCACUGCCCAUCAAGAUAAGUGCAAAAAGUAUGGGAAAUGUCUCUCGUUUCAUGAACCACAGUUGCUCACCAAAUGUCUUCUGGCAACCAGUUCAAUAUGACCAUGGAGAUGACAGGCACCCACAUAUCAUGUUCUUUGCAUUGAAGCAUAUUCCUCCCAUGACAGAACUGACUUAUGACUAUGGUGUGGCUGGAGCUGAGUCCAGUGGUGUAGGUUCUCAUAGAACUAAAAACUGCAUGUGUGGAUCACGAAACUGCCGGGGUCUAUUUUGAUAGAUUGAGGGGCUUGUUCAUUGUGGUUAAUCAUGCAAACCACAAUCUGCUAGUUCGAGCACCAAGCAAACAUGAAAAUUCCGGGAUCCAAAGAUGAUUAUGUAGUCUAUGGAGUGUUGUAGCACCUUUUCAAAAUUGGACUUGACACUCAAUGAGCCAACGUGUUAGAAGAAACAAAAAUAUGUGUUUUCUGUGGCCAGUAAUAUUUGUCAAUACAUUUUCCUUUUGACUUCAUUUGUCAGAUUUUUUUUUCAUGUUCAGAAGUACAAGGUAGAGUAAAUUGAGAAGAACAUUUUUGGAAAGCCGCCUUGCACAAUUACACCACAAAGGCUGUUUGUAUAUGAUAUUUUACCACCUAAAUGCCCUGUUUGUUGACUCGCAAUAGUUAUGUGAUCACUAACUCUUCAUGUAUGUAGGAGUAUCGUAGAAUCGAUCAUUCAUCUUCUGUUUGAACCAGCUUUUCUUUUUAUUUACAUUUCAUAAUGUGAUUUGGAGCUGCAAAUAUAGGGUGAUGAUAGGUCAAGCUCCGCUCUUUUCUUCUUUUUUAGUGGGAAAUGUUAUUGCAAAUGUUUAUCGCCCAACAUCAUUCUUCUACAUUUGAGUUUAAUAACUUUGUU